Microdochium trichocladiopsis is the source of this 570-nucleotide messenger RNA. Its product is annotated as AP complex, mu/sigma subunit. Gene Ontology annotation, cellular component: intracellular membrane-bounded organelle. Gene Ontology annotation, biological process: vesicle-mediated transport; protein transport. Bases 1 to 570 code for a protein of 189 amino acids. Lineage: Eukaryota; Fungi; Ascomycota; Sordariomycetes; Xylariales; Microdochiaceae. The record is from RefSeq and is a predicted model, not a curated record. The transcript is spliced from 2 exons.
AUGAUUAACGCCGUCCUCGUCUUCAACGGCCAGGGCCAACCCCGCCUCACAAAGUUCUAUACACAGCUUGAGACGAGCAUACAACAACGUCUCAUCACAGAGAUCUUCAGCCUCGUGUCGAACCGUCCCAACGGCGCCUGCAACUUCCUCCCGCUCCCGCCCCUCCUUGCCGCGUCCGGCACGUCGCACUCAGCCUCGGAGCCGCACAACGACGUCCCGUCACUAGUCACAUAUCGCAACUACGCGACGCUCUACUUCAUCGUCAUCUCCACCUCGACAGAGUCCCCCCUCGCCCUGCUCGACUUGAUCCAGGUCUACGUCGAGGCGCUCGACAAGCUGUUCGAGAACGUCUGCGAGCUCGACCUCAUCUUCAACUUUGAGGCGCUGCAUACCACCCUCAGCGAGAUGAUCGUCGGUGGCGUGGUAAUAGAGACCAACCUCGAGCGGAUAGUGGCCGGUGUAAGGGCGCAGGGCACGGUCGCCAAAAGACCAGUCAACGAAUCGAGGUCUGGAGGGCUGAGCGCGGCGGGUUUGUCGCUGGGCAGCAACUUUGGCUGGCCAGGCAGGUAG